GAAUUCGAGAACACGCGCCGACAGGUCACCGCCUGGAAGCAGGGCGGCGGCCCGGGCCCUUCCGGCGCCGGCCCCGGCGCCCCUGCCGAGGACGACGACGCGAGGAGGGAUAGCCCGAGAGCUGCAGGAGCAGUUCGCGGCGGAGGAGCAGGGGGGCGGCGCGAGCGGCUUCGGCGGCGGCGGCUUCCCCGAGGAGGCCUUCCCCUCGCCGCCGGCCGACUCCUGGGGCUCCCCCGCCGCCGAGCCGCACCCCUCCGAGCGGCAGCCCGGCUCGGACCACGGGCUCGAGACCUCCCGCUCGAGCAAGAAGAAGAAGGAGAAGAAAAAAAAGAAGGCCGACGACCCCGCCGCGUGGGGCGGCGACGGCUUUGGCGCCGGGGAGUUCGCAGACGGCGGCGGCGGCCUGGCGGCGGGCUCCGCUAGCUGGGCGGCCGCCGGCGACGGAGGCUUUGGCGGCGGCUGGGACGCCGCUGCGGCCGAAGGCGGCGGCGACUUCGGCGGGGGUUUCGGCGACCCGGCCGCGGACUUCGGCGGAGGCUUCGGCGAAGGCGGCUUCGGCGAGGGUGCCGGCGCGGCGUGGGGCGGCGGCGAGGGCGGCGCCCCGGGCGAACCCGACGCCGUCCCGGCGGCCGCCCCGAGCGCUUUCGACGGCGGCGCGGGCGCUUUCGACGGCGGCGCGGGCGCCUUCGACGGCGGCGCGGGCACCUUCGACGGCGGCGCGGGCGCCUUCGAGGACUCUGCCCUGGGCUGCGGCGGAGCGGCGGCGUUCGAGGGCGCCGCUUCGGACCACGGGCUCACGGACGACGAACUCGCGCCGGCGGGCACGCAGCGGGCCACGAUGCACAUCAACUGCCAGUACAGGGACAUCGGCGACGAGGACGAGUUCAGGACGAAUGCCUUCGUGCAGAAUGUUGCGCUAGCUGUGGGAGUCCCACCGCACCGGAUCAGGAUAAAGGCGGUGCGCCCCUCCUGA
This is a messenger RNA of Prorocentrum cordatum, 973 nucleotides long. The record is from the annotation of a GenBank genome assembly. Lineage: Eukaryota; Dinophyceae; Prorocentrales; Prorocentraceae.